CUGCCAGGAAACCAUCGAGUACAUCAGAAGCCUGCGUUAUAAUGCCCAUUGAUCUUGGACUCCAGAGGAUAUCCAUACUUCUCAGCGUGCUUGGUAACCCACACAAGUAUGCCAACUUCGUCCAUAUAGCUGGAACAAACGGGAAAGGCUCUGUGUGUGCCUACUUGACAUCAUUGUUACUCUCCAACACCAGAGGGUUCAGGGUUGGUAAAUUCACCUCACCCCACUUGAUAUUCCGUCAUGACUGUGUCACUGUGAACAAUGUCCCAGUUUCAGAGUCCACGUUCCAUUCGGUGGAACAAGAAGUGCUGAAAUUGAACAACAUCCAUGGAAUCGGUGCUACGGAGUUUGAGAUCCUAACAGCUGUUGCGCUUCAAAUCUUCAAACUUGAACAGGUUGACCUUGCAGUGAUGGAAGUUGGAUUAGGAGGUCGGUUGGACGCUACGAAUGUCAUAGAGCAGGCGAAAAUUGGGAAAGAUGGCUGUACAAUCUUUGAGAAGGGGGUCUUGGUGACGGGUAUCACCAAGAUUGGGAUUGACCAUGAGGCCAUACUUGGUAAUACAAUUGCUGAGAUUGCGAGCGAAAAGGCUGGAAUCAUCAAACCAUUCAUUACAAAUAUAGUGGACGGUACAAAUGAGCCAGAUGCACUGAGUGUCAUUGCGCAGAAAUCAAUUGAAACACAUUCACACAACUACGUUGUGAUACAGACUGACAAUCACAUACAGACACCAUUUGGAGUCGUUGAUAGAGACGUCUCACCACUAAGGGGUAGUUACCAGCUACAAAACCUGUCUGUUUCUCUGAAGAUUCUUGAAGUGCUAUUCCCCUUUCUACAAGAAAAUUACCCAUUCCAGUGUAAUUUCUCUCAUGAAAAUGUCAUAAAUGGUGUUAAAUCUGUACAAUGGCCAGGACGACUGCAACGAUUAUCGUUGAACUAUUCGAAAGAUCGCCCCCAGUUAGAAGUAUUGCUAGAUGGUGCUCAUAACGGGCAGGCUGCUAAGGAAUUGGCAAAGUACUUGAGAUCCAAAUACGGUGAUGAAGGCUUGACGUUCAUCAUUGCAGUGACAAAGGGCAAAGACCUGGGACCAUUGUUGAAUGAACUCAUCAGAUCACAGGAUAGAAUCAUCACAACAAGCUUCAACCCAGUUGACGGAAUGCCAUGGAUACAACCAUAUGACCCGUCAGAUCUACAACAGGAAAUAUUGCAAUACACAGAGAAUGUUGAAGUACAACCUGAUGUCCAGAAGACGUUUGCUCAAGUGAAAGAGGGUGAAAAGGUGGUUGUAUGUGGUAGUUUGUACUUAGUUGGCCAGGUACUCAAAUUACACAGUGAGAACAGUGAAUCAUCAUCUUUAUAAUGCCAUAAAAGAUGAGAACAAGACGACCAUAAUCGUGGAACAUAGAGAGUAGUCAUCAUCAUAAUGGAGAUAUCACUUCUUUAACGAUCUCAUUCUUGAGAUGAAGCCUAACAAUUCAUCUUCAACUUGGAAAAUCUCCUCGAUGGACAUUUUCGAAAGCUCGUCAUCCCGG
Molecule: messenger RNA, 1530 nt
Organism: Williopsis jadinii
Lineage: Eukaryota; Fungi; Ascomycota; Saccharomycetes; Phaffomycetales; Wickerhamomycetaceae
Product: bifunctional folylpolyglutamate synthase/dihydrofolate synthase
Exons: 1
Coding region: 42-1358 (438 amino acids)
Biological process (GO): folic acid-containing compound biosynthetic process
Cellular component (GO): cytoplasm; mitochondrion; cytosol
Molecular function (GO): ATP binding; dihydrofolate synthase activity; tetrahydrofolylpolyglutamate synthase activity
Source: RefSeq, a predicted model, not a curated record